AUGAAGAACGAACAGAUCAGCUCUUACCUGGCACGAAAAGAAUGCGAAUGGUUAUUUAACCCUCCGCACGCAUCUCACGCAGGGGGUAUCUGGGAGCGGAUGAUUGGGAUGACAAGAAAGACUUUGGACGCCAUGCUUCAGGAACUGCCCACCAAGCAGCUAACCCACGAAGUGCUUACUGCCUUGAUGGCGGAGGUCUCAGCCAUUAUGAACAGCCGACCACUCGCUCCAGUGUCCAUCGACCCCAAAGCCCCAAGAUACUAA
Molecule: messenger RNA, 264 nt
Organism: Paramuricea clavata
Lineage: Eukaryota; Metazoa; Cnidaria; Anthozoa; Malacalcyonacea; Plexauridae
Source: the annotation of a GenBank genome assembly